CCACCAGCACAUUGUUGUUGCCAUAAUUCAAUGAUAUAAGCCUAUAUAUCAAUGUGUGUAUCAAGAGGGUGUGGUGCAGUGGUUUGGACAUAAUACCCCUGCCUCCCACGCCGCGCCACCCUCGGUCCCUCCCGGUGGCGCUCCUCUCCGCUCCACCGUGCGUCACGUGACAGUAGCUCCAAACAGCGCGAGUAUCAUCAUCUGCACCGCAUCUCCGGGCAAGCAGCCUCGAGACCCACCGAUCGACCCUCAGUGGUCCCUCAUCACAGAGACGAUAAUAACGGAGAAGAGGUAGACUAGCGAGGCCAUGCCGGGGCCCCGGUAAACCGAGAAAGCAUAUUUGUCUCUUUGUUCCCCUCUACGCACCGCUAGCUGCCUCAACGCACCGCUAGGAGGAUCCGCGGAAUACCUCUCUUUCUCUGCUGGAGGAGAGGAGGAGACGGCAACUGAGGAAGGACGGAGAGAUUUUUCUACCGUAUAACCUAAUGGCAGAGCGUGAGGCGUCGCCGUUACCACUGGACGUUCGCGCUCGGCUGGCGGAGUUGGAGCUCGAGCUGUCAGAGGGUGACAUCACACAGAAGGGUUAUGAGAAGAAGCGGUCUAAGCUGAUCAGGCCGUACGUUCCUCAUCCUGGAGGUAUGGAGGGUAUGUCCCACCGCCCCUUCUUUGCCCCUCCGUCUGCCGCUCGCUUCCACAGACGGCGUUCUUCUGGAACACGCGAUGAACGCUAUCGUUCAGAUGUCCACAGUGAGGCAGUGCAGGCAGUGUUAGCCAGACAUGUGGAGAGCAAGGUGGCAGUGCCCAUGCCCUCCAAACGACGAUCACUGGUGGUACAGACAUCCAUGGACGCCUACACACCCCCAGGACUGUCCCCACUGUGCUCAGACUCGUCGUCGGGCUCGGAGGAAGAGCCGGGGCCAGGCGAUGACAUGCCAGGGAUGGAACACUGGAUGACUCGCCCCGCCCACUUAGGUCCAGCCCACCUAGGCUCCACCUCCUCGUCCUCCUCGUCCACUCAGAGCGGUGGCAGCGGCAACGCAGGACGACUGGCCGACUCGCUCGCGCACACACACCUCUCACACCCUCACCUCACACACACACACACACACCUCUCACACCCACACCUGGCACACCCUCACCUCACACACACACACACACACCUGACCCAGUCACACCACGUGUCAGCUCACCACUCACAAACACACCACGCUAUCGGACACCUGUCUCUGAAGCGUAAGCCAGCUCUGGGCGUGGCGGAGAACGGAGGCUCUCUCAGAAGAUCCUGUGAGUUCGGUUCUGAUAUGCUGUGGCCUCCACCACUGGAGUCUGAUGAGCGCCACAUAGGAACCAUCGCCCGAAACACACAGAAAUACGGCAACGCUGAACGCAUGGAGACUGGAGACGGUGUCCCGGUCAGCAGUCGUGUGUCUGCUAAGAUCCAGCAGCUAGUGAACACUCUGAAAAUGCCUCGUAGACCUCCACUCAGAGAGUUCUUCGUUGAUGACUUUGAAGAACUUCUAGAAGUCCAGCAGCCAGACCCCAAGCAGCGCCGUCCGGAGGGGGCAGAGAUGUUGGCAGUGAGAGGAGAGGCUCUGGGGGUGGUGACUAACUGGCCCCCUUCCCUGGAGGCAGCUCUCCAACGCUGGGGCACCAUCAGCCCUAAAGCUCCCUGUCUCACCAGCCUGGACACCACUGGCAAACCUCUAUAUGUACUCACAUACGGGAAGUUAUGGUCUCGAAGUGUCAAGCUGGCCUUUAACAUCCUACACAAGCUGGGCAGCAAGCAGGAGCCCAUGGUGCGACCGGGGGACAGGGUGGCGCUAGUGUUUCCUAACAAUGACCCGGUGGCCUUCAUGGUGGCCUUCUAUGGCUGCCUGCUGGCUGAGGUGGUCCCUGUACCCAUAGAGGUGCCCCUCACACGCAAGGAUGCUGGCAGCCAGCAGAUCGGCUUCCUAUUGGGUAGCUGUGGGGUUACAGUGGCGCUGACCAGUGAUGCCUGCCAUAAAGGCCUGCCCAAGAGUGCUACAGGAGAGAUACCACAGUUCAGGGGAUGGCCUAAGCUGCUGUGGUUUGUGACUGAGUCGAAGCAUCUCUCCAAGCCUCCCAGAGACUGGUUCCCUCACAUCAAAGAUGCAAACAGCGACACAGCAUAUAUAGAGUACAAGACCUGUAAGGAUGGAAGUGUUCUGGGAGUCACGGUGAUGAGGAUCGCUCUGCUGACUCACUGCCAAGCCCUCACACAGUCCUGUGGCUACACAGAAGCGGAGACCAUAGUGAAUGUUCUAGACUUUAAGAAGGACGUGGGACUGUGGCACGGCAUCCUCACGAGCGUGAUGAAUAUGAUGCAUGUGAUCAGCGUUCCCUACUCUCUGAUGAAGGUCAACCCGUUGUCCUGGAUACAAAAGGUCUAUCACUUUAAAGCCAAGGUAGCGUGUGUAAAGUCCAGGGACAUGCACUGGGCUCUGGUGGCCCACAGAGAGCAGAAGGACAUCAGCCUGAGUUCCCUCCGGAUGCUGCUGGUCGCCGACGGAUCUAACCCUUGGUCUAUCUCGUCCUGUGACGCGUUCCUCAACGUGUUCCAGAGUAAAGGCUUAAGUUCAGAGGUCAUCUGUCCCUGUGCCAGCUCCCCCGAGGCACUGACUGUUGCCAUCAGAAGGCCAGUGGAGGACAGUAGCCAGCCACCAGGCCGAGGGGUUCUCUCCAUGCAGGGUCUGAGUUACAGUGUGGUCCGCGUCGACACGGAGGAACGCCUGUCAGUCCUCACUGUGCAGGAUGUGGGCACUGUCAUGCCUGGAGCCCUGGUGUGUGUGGUGAAGCCAGACGGUGUGCCUCUCCUGUGUAAGACAGAUGAGAUCGGGGAGCUGUGUGUGUGUUCCGUUGCCACAGGAACAUCGUACUACGGACUGACAGGCAUGACCAAGAACACCUUUGAGGUGUUUCCAGUAGCAUCCGGUGGAGGUCUGGUCAGUGAGUAUGCGUUUGUCCGUACGGGGCUGCUGGGCUUCGUGGGUCCCGGUGGUCUGGUGUUUAUCUCCGGCAAGAUGGACGGCCUCAUUGUGGUCAGCGGACGCAGACAUAAUGCUGAUGACAUCAUAGCCACCGCACUGGCCGUGGAGCCAAUGAAAUUCAUCUACAGAGGGAGGAUAGCAGUGUUCAGUGUGACCGUGCUGCAUGAUGAGCGUAUCGUGGUUGUAGCAGAGCAGAGACCAGACUCUACUGAGGAGGACAGCUUCCAGUGGAUGAGCCGCGUUCUUCAGGCGAUAGACAGUAUCCAUGGUGUGGGUGUGUUCUGCCUGGGGUUAGUUCCAGCCAACACCCUCCCUAAAACCCCCCUUGGGGGUCUACACUUGUCUGAGACCAAACAGCUGUACCUGGAGGGGGGGCUGCACCCCUGUAACGUCCUCAUGUGUCCUCACACCUGUGUUACCAACCUGCCCAAACCACGACAGAAACAACCAGAGAUUGGCCCUGCCUCUGUGAUGGUGGGGAACCUGGUGUCUGGGAAGAGGAUCGCUAUGGCCAGUGGCAGAGACCUGGGACAAACUGAUGACAAUGACCAGUUCCUGUUCCUGUCAGAGGUUCUGCAGUGGAGAUCUCAGACUACGCCUGAACACAUCCUCUACACACUGCUUAGCUCCCGGGGAGCGGUGUCUAGUUCUCUUACGUGUCUUCAGCUCCAUAAGAGGGCAGAGAGAGUUGCUGUUCUGCUGCUGGAGAGAGGAGGACUACAGGAGGGAGACCACAUAGCACUGGUCUACCCACCAGGUAUAGACCUAAUUGCAGCAUUCUACGGUUGUCUGUAUGCUGGCUGUGUUCCUAUCACGGUCCGACCGCCCCACCCACAGAACAUCUCAACCACACUGCCCACGGUCAAGAUGAUCGUAGAGGUCAGUCGUUCGGCCUGUGUGAUGACCACAGCGGUCAUCUGUAAGCUGCUGCGGUCCAAGGAGGCGGUCGCUACAGUUGACAUCAGGAACUGGCCUCCCGUUCUGGACACAGAUGACCUGCCAAAGAAGAAGUCUCCAGCGCUGUAUAAGCCCUGUAACCCUGAUGCCCUGGCCUACCUGGACUUCAGUGUGUCCACUACUGGCAUGCUGGCUGGAGUACAGAUAUCCCAUAAUGCAGUGGGAGCGUUCUGUCGGUCAGUGAAGUUGCAGUGUGAACUGUAUCCCUCCAGAGAGGUAGCAAUCUGUCUCGACCCCUACUGUGGCCUGGGCUUCGUCCUCUGGUGUCUCUGCAGUGUGUACAGUGGCCAUCAGUCGAUCCUUAUCCCUCCAGUAGAGUUGGAGUCUAACCCAGCCCUGUGGCUGCUCGCUGUCAGCCAGCUCCGAGUCAGAGACACCUUCUGUUCCUACAGCGUCAUGGAGCUUUGCACUAAAGGACUGGGCCUGCAGACAGAGGCACUGAAGGCACGAGGCCUGGACCUGUCCCGUGUGAGGGCGUGUGUUGUGGUAGCAGAGGAGAGACCCAGGAUGUCUUUAACACACUCCUUCUCCAAGCUGUUUAAAGACCUGGGCCUGCACCCCCGAUCUGUCAGCACAGCAUUUGGCUGUAGGGUCAACCUAGCUAUCUGUCUGCAGGGCACCUCCGGACCAGACCCUACUACAGUUUACGUGGACAUGAGAGCUCUGCGACAUGAUAGGGUUCGGUUGGUGGAGAGAGGUUCUCCUCACAGUCUCCCUCUCAUGGAGUCAGGAAAGAUCCUACCUGGUGUCCGCAUCAUCAUCGCCAACCCAGAGACCAAGGGACCCCUGGGAGACUCCCACCUAGGAGAGAUCUGGGUGCACAGUGACCAUAAUGGCAGUGGAUAUUACAGUGGUUAUGGAGAGGAGGUCCUUCAGUCUGAUCACUUCACCUCCAGACUCAGCUUCGGAGACACGUCUACCGUCUGGGCUCGCACCGGAUACCUGGGCUUCUUACGACGUACUGAACUCACUGAUGCCAGCGGAGAGAGACACGAUGCGCUGUAUGUGGUGGGCGCGUUGGAGGAGGCCAUGGAGCUGAGGGGGAUGAGGUAUCAUCCUAUAGACAUCGAGACCUCCGUUAUCAGGACGCACCAGAGCAUCAUGGAAUGUGCUGUGUUUCCCUGGACUAACCUGCUGGUAGUUGUGGUGGAACUAGAAGGCUCGGAGCAGGAAGCCCUGGACCUGGUUCCCAUGGUGACCAAGGCGGUGCUGGAAGAGCAUUACCUCAUCGUUGGUGUCGUCGUGGUAACGGACAUCGGGGUGAUCCCCAUCAACUCUCGCGGGGAGAAGCAGCGCAUGCAUCUUCGAGAUGGCUUCCUACAGGACCAGCUAGACCCCAUCUACGUGGCUUAUAACAUGUAACCCAGCCGCCCAUCCGGGGGGUUGUGGGGGUGUGGGUGGAUGUAAGAGAGGGGGAUGUGUGUGUUAGCAUGUGUGUGUGUGUGUGUGUGUGUGUGUGUGUAUGUCGCUAGUGUUGUUCAUUGCAAAUCAAGACGUACUGUAUUUUUGAAUCUGCACAUGGUCAUAUGGUGUGGUGGCAGUUGUCUGUUCCUUUAGUUGUGCUGUGGUGGAGGUAUGGCUGUUUCCACACCCCCAGUUAAACCUGACACCUAGACAGGAAGUCGCUGUUCAAAGCCUUAGAGGAACAGAGGUACUUAGACUACACUACUGGUUGUUACCCGUUAGGAGAGAGAGAAAAUAUCUCUGAACAUAUCUGUUUUCUUAAUGAAAUAGACAUUAAAAAUUAAGUUAUUCAAGUAUAUUGUCAGAAAAUGACAGGGGGUUCAGAUUAGUGUAUAAAUAUAAAUAUUGUACAUAAACAAAAUGAUCUAUACGGCGAGAACUGAAACACACUGAGGACCUGUUAUACAGCUUUCUCCACCUGCGGUGUGUGCGUGUGCGUGUGCGUGUGUGUGUGUGUGUGUGUGUGUGUGUGCGUGCGUGAG
Molecule: messenger RNA, 5911 nt
Organism: Oncorhynchus gorbuscha (pink salmon)
Lineage: Eukaryota; Metazoa; Chordata; Actinopteri; Salmoniformes; Salmonidae
Product: disco-interacting protein 2 homolog C-like
Exons: 37
Coding region: 486-5327 (1613 amino acids)
Source: RefSeq, a predicted model, not a curated record